Saccostrea echinata is the source of this 1436-nucleotide messenger RNA. RefSeq lists its product as uncharacterized. NCBI's taxonomy places the organism in Eukaryota, Metazoa, Mollusca, Bivalvia, Ostreida, Ostreidae. Bases 1 to 1389 code for a protein of 462 amino acids. The transcript has a single exon. The record is from RefSeq and is a predicted model, not a curated record. Gene Ontology annotation, molecular function: oxidoreductase activity.
AUGUUUUCUGUAAGCGGCGUGGGUCAUGGUACAGGUAUUAUACGAGAUGGUCCAUUCAGUGACUGGAGACACGACAACGCCGGGGUGUUAAUGAGAAAUGUUGGUUCAAAUGGUGGCUUAUUCAGCAGAGAAUUUAUUGAACUCUUUCUACGACAGAACCGCAUUGAGGAUAUUGGUCUUAAUAGAAAUGAAUUAGAUACAAACUUGGAAUUUCAUCAUGGUUCUGUUCACAACUGGGUUGGUGGUACUCUUAGUGAUUUUGAUUAUUCGCCUGCUGAUCCACUUUUCUUUAUGCAUCAUUGUUUUGUUGACGCUUUGUGGGAAAGGUUUCGUAGUAAUCAAGUUCAACGUGGUUUUGAUCCUGAAUGGUACCCUUUAGUCGAUGGGGAUCAUAAACAGGACGCACCAAUGAGGCCAUUCGAAACCGGAAAGGAUGCCAAUGGUGAAAGCAAGUAUCUUAGAAAUAGGGUAGGAUAUUCGAAAAUAUGGUCUUCAUAUGUGAAGUACGAGAACCCACCGUAUCACUGUAGAGUAGAUUCUGAUUGUGGAUCAGAACAGAUGAGAUGUGAGAGGAGAAUGUGCCAACCUUUAACUAUUGAAGAAUUUGAAAGAAUGGAUUUACAUAGGAGAUCAAAAAGAGAGAUAUCAGAAACACAAAACAAUCUUUGGGUUCUACCUUCAUCAAAGAGAGCAAGACGUCAACGUCAUUUGCAAAGCAAUACACCAGUUUUUCAUGGGUUAAACGCAAAAACGACACCAUUUUACCAUUCCUAUCAAAAUGCGUUUAUGAUCGAUGGUGAAGCUGACAUAAGUAAGUGGGUUUUCAUACCAGUAAACGUCUACAAAAGAAGACCAAAGGACCAGACCUGUGAUGCCUUUCCAGUUAGACAUGGAUUUCCGGAUUUCUCUGCUGGGGAUGUUUUCGAUCAAAGUUCCAGUACCAAUUACAAAGAGUCUAACAAAGUACCCGUAAAUGAAGGGAGAAAAAGAUGUUCACACUUGGGAUCCGGAAUAACUAAAGUUUAUGUGAAGACAUUUGGACUAGACUAUCGUGGAUCUUACAUUGAUCAUGCUCUUCUCGAUGAACGAUUUCAAUUUUCGUCUGCCCUUAGUGUAGUAGGUGUUAAAAAGCCCUUAAAUAAUAAAGGAGCUCAUGUGUUUAUUACUGCGCAUGACUCUUGUGGGAAAAUGUGCACAGCGUUUUGCCUUAACACUCAGUCCUCUCCUUCUGAAUACCGAAUGUGUUCUGGUGCUGUCCGAAUAAAUUCUGCCAAGCCGUUAAUGUAUAGAAGUACAAUUAAGGAUGCUUUGCUAAGUGCCUAUAAUUAUUCAAGUGUCAAUCCAUCAAUCUCAAAAGAGAAUAUACCUAUUGUAUUCCACUGCGACUAACCAAUCAUAUUUUCCCAUCAUUCAUCAUCAGUUUAUUACUGUAUUUA